AUGGGGUCCUUUCCACCCUACCCACCCUCUGACAUCGUGGCCACACCUGAGCCUGUCCACUGCUCCCUGCCCUUUUUUACAGAUAGGGAAAUUGAGGCACGCCCCCCCGCCCGCGCGCGCGGAGUGAGCGCUGGCCCCCGCAAGAACGCCAGAGGUGGCGGCGGCAGCAGCAGCGGCUCGGGCGGCUCGGGCGGCAGCAGCAGCACGGGCAGCAGCGGUGGCAGUAGCAGCUCCGGCGCUCGGAGAGAGGCGAAGCAUGGAGGACACAAGAACGGGAGGAAAGGAGGACUUUCCGGAAGCUCCUUUUUCACGUGGUUUAUGGUCAUGGCAUUGCUAGGAGUGUGGGCAUCUGUGGCUGUCCUGUGGUUUGAUCUUGGUGAUUAUGAGGAAGUCCUAGGAAAACUAGGAGUCUAUGAUGCUGAUGGUGAUGGAGACUUUGAUGUGGAUGAUGCCAAGGUUCUAUUAGGACUUAAAGAAAGAUCUGCUUCUGAGCCAACAUUCCCACCGGAGGAGGCUGAGCCACACGAUGAGCCCGAGGUCCAGGAUCCCGGGGGCUCAGAACCCCAGAAUAUUGAAGAUGAAAUAAAAGAACAGAUUCAGUCUCUUCCCCAUGAAACGGUACACACAGAACAUGAAGACCUGCAGCUAGAUGCAGAUGGACUAGCAGGAGAACCGCGGCCUGAGGAUGAGGAUGUCCUUCCAGCAGCUGAUGUCACUGAGAGAGGGCAGACCCUGGAACCUGGGACAUUGUAUGAAGAAAUUCAGGAUAAGUUCUCUGUAGAGGAGACAGUUUUACAGGACCAUCAUCAGGAUAUGGAAGAGAGGAUGCAUAACCAGGAAAUCCCAGAUCUCAGUGAACCAGUGGUAGAGGAUGACAGACUUUCCCCCACCGCAGAUGAUGUACCAUACCAAGAUGAAUCAGCACAUGAGCCUUCAGAAAGUGAAAAGAUAGAAAUUUCAGAUAAUGCUGUAGAAGUCAUAGUUCCAGAAGUAAGUGCCCCAUCUUUGGAAGAAGACCAGCAGGAAGUACCACCAUAUACUUAAAGCUUCAAAAAGACUGCCCCUACUACUACAGGAGGACCAGCCAAACCAAACGUUACAAAAGAUGGCUGAGCUAGAUCUUGUGAAGUAAUUACAGAGCAGAUCAAGAUCUUUGGAAUGAACACUAAAGAUGCUUUGAAUGAAUUGUAGCCCACUGGCAUUUUAGUGUAUACUUUUUGGGUUUUCUUCUUCGUUUUUUUUUUUUUUU
This is a messenger RNA of Perognathus longimembris pacificus (Pacific pocket mouse), 1249 nucleotides long. RefSeq names its product aspartyl/asparaginyl beta-hydroxylase-like. Gene Ontology annotation, molecular function: peptidyl-aspartic acid 3-dioxygenase activity. Gene Ontology annotation, cellular component: membrane; endoplasmic reticulum. The record is from RefSeq and is a predicted model, not a curated record. NCBI's taxonomy places the organism in Eukaryota, Metazoa, Chordata, Mammalia, Rodentia, Heteromyidae. Gene Ontology annotation, biological process: peptidyl-aspartic acid hydroxylation.